Messenger RNA from Arachis duranensis, 1083 nucleotides. RefSeq names its product vacuolar protein sorting-associated protein 2 homolog 3. The record is from RefSeq and is a predicted model, not a curated record. The transcript has 11 exons. The coding region runs from base 136 to 774 and encodes 212 amino acids. NCBI's taxonomy places the organism in Eukaryota, Viridiplantae, Streptophyta, Magnoliopsida, Fabales, Fabaceae. Gene Ontology annotation, cellular component: multivesicular body; ESCRT III complex. Gene Ontology annotation, biological process: endosome transport via multivesicular body sorting pathway; protein transport; late endosome to vacuole transport.
UAUAUAAAGAAACAGCGAUCUCUAAUGUUCGAUCAACUCAGCAGUUACCUCGAUUCUUCUCUUCUGCAAUUUCCUUUGACCUAAUUGGAAUUCAUUACGGUUUUCUUUGGUAAUUUACAUCCUUACCCUUUCGCCAUGAACAUCUUCUCCAAGAAACCCACUGCUAAAGAGGCUCUUCGCGAGAGUAAACGCGAAAUGACAACUGCUACCAGAGGUAUAGAGAGGGAAAUUGGAGCAUUACAAUUGGAAGAAAAGAAGCUUCUUGCUGAGAUAAAGAGAACUGCUAAGACGGGAAACGAGGCUGCAACUAAAGUUCUUGCUCGACAGUUGGUAAGGCUUAGGCAGCAGAUUGCAAACCUUCAAGGUAGUCGAGCUCAGAUGAGAGGCAUAGCAACUCACACACAGGCUAUGCAUGCCCAUUCUUCUGUUGCUGCUGGUAUGCAAGGAGCUAGUAAGGCAAUGGCAGCUAUGAAUAAGCAAAUGGCACCAGCCAAGCAAGCCAAAGUUAUACAAGACUUCCAGAGACAAUCAGCGCAGAUGGAUAUGACUACUGAGAUGAUGUCUGAUACCAUAGAUGAUGCAUUGGAUAAUGAUGAAGCCGAAGAGGAGACUGAAGAGUUGACAAACCAGGUCCUUGACGAAAUUGGAGUGGAUGUUGCAUCACAGUUAUCAGCAGCUCCCAAAGGGAGAGUCCGAACAAAGAACACAGAAAAUGUCAGCAGCUCGGGCAUCGAUGACCUUGAGAAGCGUUUGGCAGCUCUUAGAAACCCAUAAUUUUUUGAUUGGAUUGUUUGAUGCUCGAAUACUCCGAACUCCCAAGUUCUGAUCUAGAAUUCUUUCCUGAGCUGUUAUAUAGAGCUAUAAUAUAUUUAGUGUGUACAUAACUCCUUGAAAUUAGUAUUAUGUUACGCAAGAUCCCAUCAAAUUUACUCAUGCCUUAGGCUACUGAGGGUAAUCUUGUAUUCUUGUGGAAAUUUAACAUUUUUUUCAUAUACACGUGGCUUAUCAGGGAUUAUAUGUAAUGAUAUAAUCAAUUGUUCGUUUAAACAUUGUUUAAUAAAGAACAAUAAAGAAUUUGGAAGA